UAUAAAAGAAAAAAAAUUCAUUAAAAGAGUUCAAUUAAAAGAUUGAAGAUAUUAAAUUGUGGUUCAAAGUUACACAUCACAACUGAAAUUUUAGAUUAGUUUUUUUACUAUUACAUAAUUGAUAUCUUUGCAUAAUACGCUCGUGUUUUGAACAUUUUACGAAAUUGUUUGACCACAUUGAUUAUUUGACAAUUUUUAAAAAGCAAGGCUAAGGAUGAUGCGGACUGUAGCAGAGAGCAGAAGCGGUGGAGACAGAGGAGAUAACCAGAUCGGAGACUUCGUCAGAGAUGGUGGACAGAAUCCAUCCCUGGAGGAGAGCAUCAAGUUGGAGCCAUUCAUCAUCGUCUUCAGAGAGAGGGACGAUGGAGCCGUUGAUGUAGCCCUGGAGAUUGAAUCGGCGGACCAGGAGGAGAAAGAGACGACUCCACUUCUUGUAGUUCGGUUGAGAGAGGCUGAGAAGAACCGGAACAUGGAGUUUGACGUUGGAGACCGUCGUGAAAGCAAGAUGAGGAGGCUUGGCCGGGGUGACGUUGGUGUUGGAGGUGAUCUCGCUGUCGGCCAUUGGGUAGAGGAGAGCCGGCGACGAGAGGAGGAGAGGAGGAGAGAAGCUGCUGCCGGCGACGAGAGGGAGAGGCGGCGCUGCUGCCGCUGGAACUGCCGAGAGGGAGAGCCGAGAGGGUUUUGUGUAAACGUCAGUCAUUCUCCGCUAAGUAUGACUCUGCAAUCUGCCCUUUCGCGCAUUGGCCUCCGUCGUUUACCGGAAUGCUGCUCAUUGGCCGGCCGAUCAUCGGCGGCGGGUAUCCGUUGCUUCAGCGACGGAGGCCGGGUCCUCAGUGAAGAACAACGUGCCAAAGAGACCGUCUAUAUUCAGAAAAUGGAGAGGGAGAGGUUAGAGAAGAAGAAGAAGGAAGAAGAGAUGGCCAAAGCUCAGGAAGUGAAAAUGGGGAAGAACAUUGAAGAAGAAAUUGGCAAGAACUGAAGUAUUGCUUCCAUGAUUAGUUGGUGCAAAAUAAGUUUCUUAAGCAUUUACCGUGUAUUAAAGAUGCUUUGUGUAAUUCUUGCACUACUUUCUUUAAUGCUAUUUGAACUAAUUCUGUUUUCCUUUGCCUAUAAAUUUACUGGGAUACUUUAGAUAAGCAUAGGGCUACCCAUUUUCAUUCUAAAUGCCCCCUCUGUCUUUAAAUGAUUUACACACUUUAUUAUUCAAAAAUCAUGGGAACUAUUGUUUAUUUAUAUGUUUUUAUUGACUAUUUGAUCAAAUGAAAUAUUCUUGUCAUU
Messenger RNA from Cuscuta campestris, 1278 nucleotides. NCBI's taxonomy places the organism in Eukaryota, Viridiplantae, Streptophyta, Magnoliopsida, Solanales, Convolvulaceae. The record is from the annotation of a GenBank genome assembly.